AUGACUGAGCACAAUGCAGUCAAUAGGAAAUACCUACAAGUUUUGGAGAAAGAAUAUGAAGCUUACCAAAAAUCGCCUAAGUUUUCAUUGAACUCGGAGGAGCUUUUUUGUGUUUGUAGGAAACCUGACCAUGGUGAACUGAUGGUGGCUUGUGAUGGUUGCGAUGAAUGGUACCAUUUCAAAUGUGUGGGCAUUGAGAAAAAGUACAAGGAUUUGGUAAACAACUAUUACUGUCAAUUUUGUGAUCUACUCCUUCAUAGAGGCAAGUCUGUCUGGAAAAGAAAGUGUAAGUUAGACUCAUGUUACAAACCAAUUGCUGGACAAAGUCAAUUUUGUUCUGCCGAGCAUGGCAAGAUAUAUUGGAAUAUUAUACUGCAUAAGUUUGAAGAGACGAAUCAUUCUUCCGAAGUCGAUAUAGCAGAAGUUGUGAAUAGGCAGCAAGUUGAAAAUUUACUUCAGCACGUUCAGUCACGAAAUCAAUUGAACGAGAUUGGAAACGAACUGCCUCUAUUUGAUAAAGAACAGUUAAAAGUUACAGGCUCACAAUUUUCUGAACUAAAUGCAAACAAGGAGAAACUUCGUAUGCUAGAAGAAAAUAUCAACAUUUUGCGAUCUAAAUAUCAAUACCUUAUGAAACUUCAGAAUGUCAUAACUCAAGUAAGUGAUAUAUUGACAACGUCACUUGAUCCUAAUUCUAUACAGUAUAAUGCAGAAAACCCAGAUGGCAAUACCGCAAUAAAACAGCACCGUAAAUCAAAGUCUAGGAAGUUCAAAGUCGACAUUUGCGGAUUUGACGAAAAUUUGCUUCUGAAUGAUAGCCAAUGGCCGGAAUUCUGUGGAACGGAGCAUUACAACUUGAUCUCUAACUUCACUGUAUGUUCCGAACUAGACCGUGAACUCAUUGUUCAAUAUUAUAAAUCCCCAGAGCCGUUUGACGAUGAAAGCUCGGGUACUUUUAUGAGUCUCCUUCGAAAGUUGUGUCUUUCAGAUAAAGGUAAAAAAUGCCAUUUACAUGGGGGGUGGUUCACUAUAUAUAAGUAUGGUAUUGAUUUAAAAUUGAAAGAAAAAGAGCAGGAAAAAAACGAAAUCAUCGAACUAAACGAAAAACUGAUUAAGAUGAUUCAAAUCAAGAAUUGGAGGCUUUAUUGCGAUGAUCUUUGA
Pichia kudriavzevii is the source of this 1161-nucleotide messenger RNA. RefSeq lists its product as uncharacterized. The coding region runs from base 1 to 1161 and encodes 386 amino acids. Lineage: Eukaryota; Fungi; Ascomycota; Pichiomycetes; Pichiales; Pichiaceae. The record is from RefSeq and is a predicted model, not a curated record. Gene Ontology annotation, cellular component: Set1C/COMPASS complex. The transcript has a single exon. Gene Ontology annotation, biological process: positive regulation of DNA-templated transcription.